This is a messenger RNA of Drosophila busckii, 1191 nucleotides long. RefSeq names its product pre-mRNA-splicing factor 38 (gene Prp38). Gene Ontology annotation, cellular component: precatalytic spliceosome. The transcript has a single exon. The record is from RefSeq and is a predicted model, not a curated record. The coding region runs from base 37 to 1056 and encodes 339 amino acids. NCBI's taxonomy places the organism in Eukaryota, Metazoa, Arthropoda, Insecta, Diptera, Drosophilidae.
AACAAAUGUUUAUUGAGUGAAUUAUAAACACAAAAUAUGGCAAAUCGCACGGUAAAAGAGGCGAAAAACGUGCACGGCACUAAUCCUCAGUACCUGAUUGAGAAGAUUAUACGCUCGCGCAUCUACGACUCAAAGUAUUGGAAGGAACAAUGUUUUGCACUCACUGCCGAACUUUUAGUGGACAAGGCUAUGGAGUUACGAUUUGUAGGCGGCGUUUAUGGCGGUAACAUAAAGCCGACACAAUUUCUUUGCCUCACACUGAAGAUGCUUCAAAUACAGCCAGAAAAGGACAUUGUGGUAGAAUUUAUUAAAAACGAGGAAUUCAAGUAUGUGCGUGCAUUGGGAGCCUUUUACUUGCGACUAACCGGUGCUGCCAUAGAUUGCUAUAAAUAUCUGGAGCCGCUUUAUAUAGACAACCGCAAGUUACGUCGCCAGAAUCGUUCUGGGCAGUUUGAAAUUGUAUAUAUGGAUGAGUAUAUAGAUGAAUUACUGCGAAAUGAUCGUGUGUGCGACAUUAUAUUGCCGCGCAUACAAAAGCGCUCCAUACUGGAGGAGAACAACGAAUUGGAGCCCAAAGUAUCAGUUUUAGACGAAGAUCUAGACGAUGAAGUGCCCAGCGAAGAUGAGGCCAAGGAAAUGGAAGAAAAGGAGUCAAGUCGCACGAAAAACAAUACAUCGACUUCAGACAGACGGCCAAGGCGCGGUCACUCUAGAUCCAAAUCACGCAGUCGCGAGCGUGACAGAGAAAGACGUACUGCCCAAAGUGGCAAUGGACGCUCCAGAGACUAUUACGAAGACUUGGAGGAUUAUGAUCGUCAGCGUAAUCGCGUGCGCAACCACAGAGACACUCAGAACUACAGCAAUAGCAGUCACAAUGAGGACUACGACAGGCGUGUGUCCAGUCGCAACGACAGACAGGAUCGGGAACGCAACGACAGUAGACAGGAUCGGGAACGCAACGAUAAUAGACAGGAUCGGGAACGCGAUAGACGUGACAGGCGUUACGACCAACGGGAGCGUGACUCACGUAGCGAACGUGACCGCAGACGCUACUAAAAUGCAUUUUUAAUAUAAAACAAACUUCAGUAAAAUAAAAACAUUGACAAAAAUACAAAUCCAUUGUUUCAAAGGCAGCGCAAUGAAGUGAAAACGUGAGUUAUCGCUUAUCGAUAGAACGCAUGCAGUGAGACC